AUGGCAUUUUUAGAGUUUCGUAAAUUUGUAUUUUUUGACACACAAAAUAAUAUCGACAAUGGGAAGAUAGCCGAAUGUAUACAGGAUACAAAUGUUAAAGUAGCUACGAGUGGCAAAGGCCAUGUUGUGUUGUGUGACGUGACAGGUUGGGCACACCUUAUAUCACACUCAUGGCAGAUUACUUCCUUCAAAGCUUAUGAGCUGACAAUUUCUCUGGCUCAACAGCUUCCUCAUGAUCCAUAUCUGGUUACUGUAGGGGAUGACGAAGCUGGAGUGAAUCCUUUAAUCAAAGUAUGGGACUGGUCUCGCAGUGACCGACAUGGCAACCCAACUCUGGCAAGGGUAUCUCGCGCUGUACCUUCACAUAUGCGCCCCACGCCUGCCACUGCCCUAGCUGUACACGAAAAUAAGAACUUGUUAGCAGUCGGCUUCCAAGAUGGAUCGGUAUCGCUCUUUAGAGGGGAAAUCGCACGACAGCGCAGCGGAAAAAUGAGAACUCUGCCUGAUUCUGGAAAUAGUCCUAUAACUGGACUAGCUUUCAAAGGUGCAGACAAACUAUUUGUGGUAUCUCGAGCGUCCAUUUCUGUCGUCUGGUUAACCUCGGAGCGGUGUGUGACAUUAGACGAGAAGGGUGCCGCCCCGCUGUGUUCUGUACUCAGCGAUAAACAUGGUCUCACUGUCGCCCAUGAUGAUGCAAUAUACUGUUACACCACUGAAGGACGAGGCCCUUGCUACGCGUUAGAAGGAGAGAAGGUCCGGUUGGACUGGUUCCGCAGCUACCUCAUCAUCACAACCAACGAAACCCCCUACAAAACAGCCGCGUCCACGAGCACCGCACCAGCGCCUAAGUCACACCACAAAAACUUGUACGAUGUCGCUAUUAGAAUAGCGAGCAGUCAGCAUUACGAUGUUGAAGGUCUGACGGAGAUUUACAAGCAGUAUGGUGAUCAUUUAUAUAGCAAGGGUGACUUAAAAGGUGCGAUCGACCAUAUUUGGAGGAACUGCAAUAAGAAGGGUUAUGCUACUGAAGAUCACACGACGUUGCUGCUCACUUGCUACGUGAAGAUAGACCAACAUGAUCAUCAGGGGAAGCUGAAAGACUUCAUCAAUUCCAAAGAUAAAUCCAUUGAUUUUGAUGUCGAUGUUGCCAUUAAGGUGGUUCGCCAAGUAAGUAUAGACGAUGCGUUAUCUCUCGCCGCGAACCACAAGCGCCACGACUGGUACCUCACCAUGAUGAUUGAGAACAAGAAGGACUUUGCCAAAGCACUUGACUAUAUCGAGGACCUAGAGUUUGAAGAUGCUGAUAACUAUAUGAAAAAGUAUGGACACAGACUCAUGCAGCAUGUGCCUGAGGAAAGUACGAAGUUCUUAAAGUUACUCUGCACAGAUUAUAAACCUCGUAGCAAGCCAUUGGUUGAUGAAAGUUCCUUGUCGGGUGGGUUUAGACAACCCGACCGUUCCCACCCAGAUGACUAUAUACAUAUAUUCCUAAGUAACUCGGAGCGGCUGAUUGAGUUCCUUGAACACAUGACGCAGAAUAAUAAGGAGUGUUCUAAGCUGGUCUAUGAUGCCUUGAUAGAACAUUAUAUACAUGUGUGGGCAAAAUCACCACAAAAUAAAAAGAAAGAAUACGAGGAAAAAGUGGUCCGUAUACUACGAGAUCCUGAAGCGAACUAUGAUAAGGACCAUAUGCUUAUCAUCUGUCAGAUGCUCGAGUUCCAAGCGGGAGUCCUGUUUCUGUACGAAGAGAACAAAUUAUGGCGUGCUCAAGUCGCUCUACAUCUCCGUAACGGAGACUUCGAGAGUGCUCUAGCGGUGUGUCGCCGUCGCGGCGAUAUGUGUCCCCGACUGUGGCUCGACGUGCUGUGGGCCCCGGCACCGCCCCACUGUCUGCCGGAACUGCUCAAUGUUAUAGGUACGCAAUAUACAUAUACAAACUCCGAGCUGUGUCCGCGACUGUCGCUCGACGUGCUGUGGGCCCCCGGCACCGCCCACUGUCUGCCGGAACUGCUCAAUGUUAUAGGUACGCAAUAUACAUAUACAAACUCCGAGCUGUGUCCGCGACUGUCGCUCGACGUGCUGUGGGCCCCGGCACCGCCCCACUGUCUGCCGGAACUGCUCAAUGUUAUAGCUAAGGAUAAACUGCUCUCUCCAAUUCUAGUCAUUGAUUGUCUGACCAGCACGCCCAAAUAUACCUUAGGAGAUGUGAGAAAGUAUCUAACAGAUGUACUAAAAGCCGAGUCCGACGUAAUCACUCGGGAGCAGCAGCUCUCUUCUAAAUACCGAGAGGAGAGUGAGCGUAUGAAGGAACAAACCACCGCCCUGCAGAACAACCCCAUCGUGUUCCAGUCGUCCCGCUGCGCCUUCCGCGCCUGUAACAAGCCGCUCGAACUGCCCACCGUGCACUUCUUCUGUCAGCACUCUUUCCACCAGUACUGUUUCCAGACGUACAGCGAGUGCGAGGCGGAGUGUCCGCUGUGCGCAGGCGCGCGGCGCCGGCCCGACGAGCCGCAGCACACCGCCGAGGCGCUGCACCACCGCCUGCACCACGACCACGACCCGUGA
Molecule: messenger RNA, 2565 nt
Organism: Arctia plantaginis
Lineage: Eukaryota; Metazoa; Arthropoda; Insecta; Lepidoptera; Erebidae
Source: the annotation of a GenBank genome assembly